UUGACAAUGACAAAUCAAUCAGUGAAUGUAAAUUUUAGUUGAGGUUAUAUUUGUUCAAUUUUAUUAAAAAAUAAUAUUUUAAUUAUAAAAUAUCUACUAAUACUUAGAAUAUAUAUUUAAAAAUGAUUCUUAAAUCCUUGCUUACAGCAGAAAUCAAGUUUUGCCAAAGUCUUUUAGUCAGAGGAUUAAGCAACAAACCGUCAUGGGACAUUGUAACAGGGGUGUGUGUAGAGAGAGUGCCAGUAGUAACUCCCCCCCUAAAUGACAUCCAGAAAAAGUACAAAAAUAUGAUAUAUGCUAUAGAAGUGGAAAACAGCUUGAAAUCAGAUCAUGAAGUGAGGCAUGAAAAUGAUAAAAUCCAAGCAGAACUCCUUAAGAAGGAAUCAGGCGAUGUUGAUAUGGAUGCCGUCAGUAAGAUAACAGCCCAAGAUUUCGAAGACGCGUCAACAGAAGAACUGACUAAAUUCAAAUUUGCUGAUAUACAGACAGAAGCCGACAAGAAGAAUGACAAGUCAUCAACAGAACGAUGUCUUCAAAGACAUUUGGUUAUGGUCACUGAACAUAAACUCGGUCAAGACAAGUUGAAACUGCUGCCACAAGGUCUAUGGAAAGAAGGGGAAACGUUACGACAGACUGCAGAAAGAGUACUAUUAGAACAUUGCGGGCCAGAACUAAAGGUUCAAUUUCUCUCAAAUGCCCCCUGUGGAUUUUACAAGUACAAAUAUCCUUCAGAUAUCAACGGGAAAGUUGGUGCAAAGGUGUUCUUCUAUUACGCCAACUUUAAGAGUGGGAAACCUAAAACGAAAGCUGAUUGGCUGACGCGCACUGAAUUAACUGACAUUUUGCCGGCGAGAUACAAUAAGUCAGUCAGUGAAUUUCUAAUCGAAGAGUCUUAUUAGUGUGUUAUUGUAAAUAAAUUUAGUAAAUGUUAUACCAGUU
Amyelois transitella is the source of this 939-nucleotide messenger RNA. RefSeq names its product large ribosomal subunit protein mL46 (gene mRpL46). Bases 123 to 899 code for a protein of 258 amino acids. Gene Ontology annotation, cellular component: mitochondrial large ribosomal subunit. Lineage: Eukaryota; Metazoa; Arthropoda; Insecta; Lepidoptera; Pyralidae. The transcript is spliced from 6 exons. Gene Ontology annotation, molecular function: structural constituent of ribosome. The record is from RefSeq and is a predicted model, not a curated record.